AUGACCCUCCUCGUCCUGCUGGGGCUAGUUUCCUACUACGUUGGAACCUUGGGGACCCACACUGAGAUCAAGAAAGUGGCAGAGGAGAAGGUCACUCUGCCCUGUCACCAUCAACUGGGGCUCCCAGAAAAAGACACCCUGGAUAUCGAAUGGCUGCUCACAGAUCACGAAGGGAACCAGAAAGUGGUGAUCACUUACUCCAGCCAUCACGUCUACAAUAACUUGACUGAGGAACAGAAGGGCCGAGUGGCCUUCGCUUCCAAUUUCCUGGCAGGAGAUGCCUCCCUGCAGAUUGAGCCUCUGAAGCCCAGUGAUGAGGGCCGGUACACCUGCAAGGUGAAGAAUUCAGGGCGCUAUGUGUGGAGCUACGUCAUCUUAAAAGUUUUAGUGAGACCAUCAAAGCCCAAGUGUGAAUUGGAAGGAGAGCUGACAGAAGGAAGUGACCUGACUUUGCAGUGUGAGUCAUCCUCUGGCACAGAGCCCAUUGUGUAUUCCUGGCAGCGAGUCCAGGAGAAGAGGGGAGAGGAUGAACGUCUGCCUCCCAAAUCUAAGAUUGACUACAACCACCCUGGACGUGUCCUGUUGCAGAAUCUCACCAUGUCCUCCUCUGGGCUCUACCAGUGCACAGCGGGCAAUGAGGCUGGGAAGGAGAGCUGUGUGGUGCGAGUGACAGUACGGUAUGUACAGAGCGUGGGCAUGAUUGCAGGAGCAGUGACAGGUAUGGUGGCCGGAGCCCUGCUGAUUUUCCUCUUGGUGUGGCUGUUGAUCCGACGGAAAGACAAAAAGAGAUAUGAGGAAGAAGAGAGACCAAAUGAAAUUCGAGAAGAUGCGGAAGCCCCGAAAGCCCGCCUGGUGAAGCCCAGCUCCUCUUCCUCGGGCUCGCGAAGCUCUCGCUCCGGCUCCUCCUCCACGCGCUCCACCGCCAACAGCGGCUCCCGCAGCCAGCGGACCCCGUGCGCCGAGGCGGCGCGCCGGCCCGGGCUGGCCGCCCACGUCUAUGGCCCUCUGGGGCCGGAGGCCAGAGGUUCUGAACCAAAGAAAGCCCCCCACGCUACCCUGACCAAAGCAGAAAACACCCCCAGCACGAUCCCCAGCCAGAGCAGAGCCUUCCAAACUGUCUGA
Rangifer tarandus platyrhynchus (Svalbard reindeer) is the source of this 1122-nucleotide messenger RNA. NCBI's taxonomy places the organism in Eukaryota, Metazoa, Chordata, Mammalia, Artiodactyla, Cervidae. The record is from the annotation of a GenBank genome assembly.